GGAGCGACGGAGGGAAGCGGAGCCCCAACAGCGCGGAGAGGAGAGUAGCCGCGGUUUGGGUCGGUCAGGGCCCGGGAGGCUGGCGCCUGUCGUCCUGAGUCGGGACUCUGGGUGUCCCGCCAGCUGCCUGGGGCCCAGGCGGGAGCGCGCGAGGAGCCGGGGGCGGGCGCGCGGGACGGGGAGGGGGUCGGUCCGCUGCGCUGCUUCUGCUGCAUUGCAGCCUCCUUCCCUCCUGCCGUCCGUCCAUCUCUCCCUCCCUUCGCGUCUGGCGCGCUGUACAAUGGCGGCUCCCAGCCCUGGUCCCGGCUCUGGCUCCGGCCCCGGGUCGCAGGCGGCGCAGACGACAGUCAGCAGCAUGCAGGGCUUUCAGAUAAACUUCUGUGAAAAAGCACAAAGUAAGCGCAGAGCACUGAAGCUGAAUUUUGCAAAUCCACCUUUCAAAUCCACAGCACGAUUUACUUUGAACCCCGGAGUUCCUUUUCAGAAUCCACACAUUGAUACUCAAGCAACAAUGGGUAGUAAUCACAUUGCCCCGUUCACGUUCAAAAGGAGAGAGGCGGAGAUGAUCGUGAAACUUUCCAGCAGGCUACAAGAGAGACUGAGAACACACAGCAUUGAAUCAUCAGGAAAAUUGAAGAUUUCCCCUGAACAACAUUGGGAUUUUACUGCAGAGGACUUGAAAGACCUUGGAGAAAUUGGACGAGGCGCUUAUGGUUCUGUCAACAAAAUGGUCCACAAACCAAGUGGGCAAAUUAUGGCUGUUAAAAGAAUUCGGUCAACAGUGGAUGAAAAGGAACAGAAACAGCUUUUAAUGGAUUUGGAUGUAGUAAUGCGAAGUAGUGACUGCCCGUAUAUUGUUCAGUUUUAUGGAGCACUCUUCAGAGAGGGUGACUGUUGGAUCUGUAUGGAGCUCAUGUCUACCUCGUUUGAUAAAUUUUACAAAUAUGUAUAUAGUGUAUUAGAUGACGUUAUUCCAGAAGAAAUUCUAGGCAAAAUCACUUUAGCUACUGUGAAAGCAUUAAACCACUUAAAAGAAAACUUGAAAAUCAUUCACAGAGAUAUUAAACCUUCCAAUAUACUUCUGGACAGAAAUGGAAAUAUUAAACUCUGUGAUUUUGGCAUCAGUGGACAACUAGUAGACUCCAUUGCCAAAACCAGAGAUGCUGGAUGUCGGCCAUACAUGGCACCAGAGAGGAUAGAUCCUAGUGCAUCCAGGCAAGGAUAUGAUGUCCGUUCUGAUGUCUGGAGCUUAGGGAUUACAUUGUAUGAGUUAGCCACAGGACGGUUUCCCUAUCCUAAGUGGAAUAGUGUAUUUGAUCAGCUGACACAAGUGGUCAAAGGAGACCCUCCGCAACUGAGCAACUCAGAGGAGCGGGAGUUCUCCCAAAGUUUUAUCAACUUUGUCAACUUGUGCCUUACAAAGGAUGAAUCCAAAAGGCCAAAGUACAAGGAACUUCUGAAACAUCCCUUCAUCCUGAUGUAUGAGGAACGAACAGUGGAUGUUGCAUGCUAUGUUUGCAAAAUCCUUGAUCAAAUGCCAACAACUCCCAGCUCACCAAUGUAUGUUGAUUGAUACUGCUGCUAUAUCAAAACUCUAGUGCAAGUGCUGAGAGAAAGCAAGAUGUACAGAAUCUUCACCCCAUAUUGCAGUGUUUUAAUGCUCGCCCAGACACCAUGUGCAAUAAUGUUGGUGUUUCUCCUCCAUUCUGUCUGUAUAUUAUUGUCACUUACAAAGUGCAUCCAUGUAAUAGCCGAUCUCACAGUGUUAGUGUCAAGUCAAAGAGAGACUUUGUUUUGCUCUUUUUGUGGACAUAUACAUAAAAUGUAGAAAUAAGUAACAUUUUAUUUGUUGGCCAUGAUUGGAUAGCACCUAAAGUUAAGUUCUAAACUCAGAAACUUCUCAGCAGCUACUGGAGGGAUUUUAUUCUCUAAACUCUUCCAAUUGCUACAAAUAAUUUAAAGGAAAGGAAGUUAGUUGUUGGUCUGUCUGAUUCCAAAUAUAAAAAACUCUGCCUGGAGAGAGAGUAACUUGUGCAGCCAAAUGAGCUACUUUAACCUUCUGGAGCUAGCAAAGGCAAACGGGGGAUAAUAUAUAAAUAUAAAUAUAUAUAUAUAUAUAUAAAUAUAUUUUUCUUCACAAAGUGCAAUAGAUUGGUUUGAAAUUCUGUUGCUUUUCAGCCACAGUGUAUAUUUUUAGGACAGUGUGGCUCAGCAGAACUUCAUAAUGUUGGGGAAGGAAGGAGUGAUCAUGUAAAAUGGAUUAUUUCUUUACCAAAAACAUUCAGUGCAUUGAAAGAGCUAACAAUUCAACUUAUAAGAGAGGGAGAAUAAUGUAUUCUUUUACUUUCCAAGGAAACCAGUCUUCAGCAGAACUAGGUAUCCUACAAACUGUUAACCGAUGAGAUAAAAUUUUGAACUGAGGAAUUAUUAAACUAUUCAGUGGAAUUUAACCGGCUUGUGACCCCUGAUUUCUAACUGUAACCUGCUGUUUAGCUGGCUAACUUUCACAUUUGGAAAGGGCACUGGAUGGCCUGCAGUUGUGAAGAGCUGUAUUGCGUUAUUAAAGAACUCCAGGUGUGGCUUGGAUCUCUGCUUCGUGUCUGAUACCCAGUAUGAAAUCAGAUAAGCAUCCUUCCUCCCUCCCUCCCUCCCUUUCAGUUAGAUACUUGUACUUCCAAAAUCACUGCAAAAUGGUGCUAAUUAGUUUGAUGUUCUUUUGAUGAUGAAUUCAUUCUCUACUGAAUUAUCCUGAAAAUGGAAUUCAGUUUUAUGAUGGCUUAUUGAAAAAAUCAUGGGAAAAAUUGCGAGGAGUUGACACCGACCUGAUGGCACAUAAUCGAUAAUAUAAGGGAAUUUAUGUAUUGAAUUCUUCAAAGACAGAAUGACAGAACAAGGAAUUUUAAUAAGAAUAUUGUCAAUCCAAGAAAAAAAAGCCAUAUAAAAUUAACUGGUAUUCAUUUUUUCAGCUAUAUUUGAUGAAAUACUCAUUUCUAAGUGACAGCAGAAAGGAAGUGACCCUUUUAAGACACAACAGAAACAAGAUCUUAUUUCUGUAGCCAGUUAAUUCUUACAUUUCUAGUUUACCAACUGGUUAAUAAUCUUUCAACAGGAAAAGCAAUCAAGUCAAAACAAAAACCUUGCAAGAACAUACGAAAUAUCAAAUGAGAUACCUGUUUGAAUGGAAUUUGGACUUUAAUAAUGCAGUAAUUCUUCCUUUUGGUCCUUUCAGGCGAAAAAUGUACAGAGCCUCCCAGCCUGUGCAUAUCAGUUUCCUGUUGGCUCUUCCUUGUCUUUGCCAAAAAAUGAACAAUUGUUAUAGAGCCCCCUUUCCCAAUUCUAUUAUUUGUGUAUAUAAGCAGAAUAUUUCCAUGCAGUUGAUCAGGAAAUGGAGGUAGCUUUCGACGCAGGCUCAGUGCGAUGGACAGUUUUAGCAUAUUAAUCAUAGAUUGUUAUAAUAUACUAUUAAGGGUGCAGCAUUUAUAUUACAGUGUAUGUUUAUAAAGAUGUAUAGUGUUCAGAAGCUGUGAAAAUAGUGUAAGAACUGUACAUUGUGAGCUCUGGUUAAUUUUUUUUUUCUUGUACUAUAGAAAAAAAUGUAUAAAAGUUUAUUGAUAAGCUGAUGUGCAGGGAUAUUGCCUAAUCGUCUGUAAGUAAAAUGGAGUUUCACAACAUGAUGGCUUUUAAGAGCUUCCAACUAUUUUAUCUUUUCCUGAAUUGACUUCCUGUUCUAUUUAAAAUAUUCUACAUGGAAUCAAAGUGUUAAUGUAAUAGUUCUAUUUUUUUCGCCUGCAGGUCAGUUGUAAUAAAUCAAGAAUGCAACUUA
This is a messenger RNA of Candoia aspera, 3823 nucleotides long. RefSeq names its product mitogen-activated protein kinase kinase 4 (gene MAP2K4). The record is from RefSeq and is a predicted model, not a curated record. The transcript is spliced from 13 exons. Lineage: Eukaryota; Metazoa; Chordata; Lepidosauria; Squamata; Candoiidae. Gene Ontology annotation, biological process: MAPK cascade; protein phosphorylation. Gene Ontology annotation, molecular function: JUN kinase kinase activity; ATP binding. The coding region runs from base 281 to 1573 and encodes 430 amino acids.